Saccostrea cuccullata (small rock oyster) is the source of this 7590-nucleotide messenger RNA. RefSeq lists its product as uncharacterized. Lineage: Eukaryota; Metazoa; Mollusca; Bivalvia; Ostreida; Ostreidae. Gene Ontology annotation, molecular function: DNA helicase activity. The record is from RefSeq and is a predicted model, not a curated record. The transcript is spliced from 4 exons. Bases 1 to 7590 code for a protein of 2529 amino acids. Gene Ontology annotation, biological process: DNA repair; telomere maintenance.
AUGCCAAAGAGAAAGAGCUUGACUGGCAGAGAAAAACGCCAGAGAGAUAAAGAGCGCAAGAGGGAAAAGAGGCAGGAGCAGUCCUUGUCACCACCAGAUGCUAGACCUGGUGAUCCUCCUCAAGAUUCUGCUGUCCCGGCUGGGGCAGUAGCUGGAGCUAUCUCAGCUCCACCCGGUAAUUUUCCGGGGCAAGGCUCUAUAGGGUUGCCGCCUUUUGAGGAAAAACCCUUGGCCAGGUUGCAGGCCUCUCUUCGCGAGAAAAUGCAACCAACUGCCCUGAGUAACGCAUCUUCUCAGGGAAGUCGUCUGUGUGCCCAAAACGGAGGCAUGGCACCGUCCCCUGACUCCCCACCGUGGGUUUGUACCUCGCCGAGGGUACCUGAGCCGGACACCGUGCACGUGUCUGGCUCAGCAGGUCAGGCGCAGCUGGAUAUGUCAUCCUCUCAGGGGGAUGAGUCCAGCAGGAUAUUGAUUGAUGCAAACCAGAGUAAAAGAACGAGAUCUAAAAAGGAUACUAAAAGGAAUUUACAUGAUGAAAAUGAGAAUAUAGAGAAUGUAUAUGAGAGAUAUAAAUCAGAAUGUAGAAUUGGAAGACUGUGUACUGGUGAACUUGGUGUUGACUGUGCUUGUGGUAGUAAAGAUGGACCAGUAACAUUGAAAGAGGUAUGUAUUCAAGGGUCUUUUCAUCAAGGUGACUUAAUGUUUGGUGAAAAUGCAGGAACACAAUGUGUUGCAAACUCUUUAGCAGCUUUAGCAUACCAUAAAGUAAAGAAUUCUAAUCAGUGGCAAACUUCAGAUAUGAAUAAAGUGUUAGCAACAGGAGAUGAGCUUUAUACGUACUUGCAGCGUAGUUCAACCAUUGUCAGUAGGUAUCUUUUUGUGAAUGAGUUGCCUCAAUUUUUUGAGUGUUUUAAUACAACGUUUGAGUUCAAAGCAUGCGAAUCUUUAUGCAGCCUAAUAAAUUUGUCAGAUGUAGAACCAAACUAUGAUGAAUUUAAUGCAUAUUCACUCACAGAUGCAUUGCAAAUUGGUCUUGGAGAAACAAGUGGGUGUUUUGUAUGCUUCAAGGGAAAUACUUUUUUGGUUGGAAAAACAGAGGAUGGCUUCUUUACAUUUGAUCCACAUUCACGAUCACAAUCGGGGUGUAUGAUUGUUAGUGGAAGGAGUACAAGGAUACUGUAUCAAUCAGUUGAUGAUAUUUACAAUCACAUCUUGUCCUUGGCUAUCUCAAUGGGAAUUUCUGGAAUUACUGAAUGUGAAAUUACAGGUGUUGAUUGUUCAGUUAGCCAGUUUGCAACAACUGAUAAACAUGUUAUUGAAAUUGAGCCAGGAAAAUACACUCAGCAAAAUAAAGACUUGAAUUUAGCAGUUAAAGAAAACAGAGACCUUUUGACUGCAAAUGUUCAAUCAGAUGCUAAUGGUUUUCAGUCAGUUGCCAAUGAUGAUGUUGAACUCAUCUGCAGUGAAAGUCAUAGUAUUAGCUUUCUGCCACUUUCUAACUCUGUGAAGUUACAGCUUUGUCAGACCCUGGGAAUACCACAUUCAGGUACAAAUAGUAAUGUUGAACAGGAUUGCUUUGUGCAAGAAGCAGGUGCACCUACUGAAUGCGUUGAAAUUGAAGGGGAUGGAAAUUGUUUUUUCAGGGCCAUUUCACUUUGUUUGGUUGGAGUAGAAGAUCAUCAUUAUGCAAUACGAUCAGCAGUGUGUAAACAUCUACUACAAAAUAGAAUAUUGUUUGAAGCUUUUGUAAGAUCUACAGAAAGUUCUGUUGAAAAUCACUUGAAUUUAACAGGAAAACAGGUAGAACCUAUGAAUGUUCAAAGCACAGGGUCAUUUUAUUUAGUUCAUCAGGAUCAGAAUCAUUACAAUGUAGUGGUGACAGUUAUGGAGAAAGAAACGGUUUGUUCCAAGAAAAAUAAUUCCCAUUAUGUUGGCAGGAAAAGCAACAGAGAAAGAAGACGUAGAAAUCGAAAUCAUAUGAGGGAAGUGCCAAAGGCAAAACAGAAGAGCUUGGAAGCUAGUAAAAGGAAAUAUGUAAUAGAUGAUGUCCAUAAACAAUACAGGAAGAGAAGAAGUAUUGAGAAAUAUAGGCUAGAUAAAGUACAUAGAGAGGAUGUUAAACAAAGAAGUAUAGAUAAGUACAAGAAAGAUAAAAAACACAGAAAAGAUGUAAAACAAAGAAGUACAGAGAAAUACAGGAAUGAUGAAGUACACAGAGAGGGUGUAAAACAAAGAAGUAUGGAAAAGUACAUGAAUGAUGAAGCACACAGAGAAGUGAAAAGUGCACAGAAAGGAUGUAAAACAGAGAAUGCUACUGAGAAAAAGAAGAAGAAGGAGAAUGUUCUGAAUCAGAGACGAGCCCUAAAAGUAAAGUUGGAAGAUGAAGAAGAAGUUGUGAAAUUGUUUAAGGAAAGUGUGAGAGAUGGCCCAGACUACAUAUGUUGCUGUUGUAAUCGUUUACUGUUUGAACAUCAAGUCCAACGAUGCACACUUGAAAUGUAUGAGAAAAGACAUGGAGCUUAUCAAAUUGCACAGAAUUGUAUACAGAAAAAAUACUCUCAUGAUUGUACUCUGUUUUGUCCAGUGCAUUGCCCCAAGUCAUCAUUGUGGAUAUGCUUUACUUGUCAUAGGAAAAUAUUGAAUGGGAAAAUUCCAGCAGAGGCAGCUGUCAAUAAAAUGUCAUUAGAGGAAAUUCCAUGCGAACUUAGCAGUUUAAACAGUUUGGAACAGCAUUUAAUUGCUUUGCAUAUUCCCUUCAUGAAAGUGAUGGCUCUUCCACAAGGUGGUCAAAGGAAUGUACAUGGGCCUGUUGUUUGUGUGCCAUCAAAUAUGGAAAAGGCAACAGCUUUACCAAGAAAUGGGGAUGACAAUUUAUUGUUAAGAGUUAAGCUAAAACGAAAGCUAGCGUACAAGGGCUAUUACGAAUACCAAUUUGUUAAUCCAAAUCAUGUUAACAUGGCUCUUGAUUAUUUAAGGAAAGAAAACAUAUGGUAUAAAGACCUAGUGAUAAAUACCUUGUGGGAAGGAAAUAGUGACCAAAAUGACUUGCUAUUUAAUGAGACUCCUGAAUUUGUAGAUGAAGAAGUGAAAGAAGAUGAGAGAGAUGAAAAUCCAGUUGCUACUGACACAUGUUUACAGCCAGUAGAUGUGGCACAAGAAGUUCUUGAUCAUUACUUUGAUGACGUUUACAAUAUAGCACCAGGUGAAGGGAAAAAUCCAAUCCGAAUGUUGCAAGAAGAAGGAAACGAAGCAAAAUCAUUUCCACAUUUAUUUCCAAGUGGCAACUUUUCUUGGAAUGAAGAUCGAGAUGUAAAAAUAACCUUAUCAAGAUAUUUUAACAACAGACUUAUGAAUGCUGAUAACAGAUUUGCUAAGGACACAAAUUACAUCUUCUUUUCUCAAUACAUGUCAGAAUUGAACCAAGUAAUUGAGAAAACACAAAUUUCAAUUCGAAAGUCUUUAUCAAAGCUUGAUAGUGGAAAUGCAGUAACAUCUGAAAUGUUACAGAAUCCUGAUGUUCUCUCAAAACUCUUGAGGAAUGAUGAGGCUUUACGAUUUAUGCAACCUAUUCGAGGAACACCUGCAUAUUGGUCGGCUUCUCAGAAAGAUCUAUUUGCUAUGCUUCGACAGUUAGGCAUCCCAACAUGGUUUUGUUCAUUUUCUGCAGCUGAAUUCAGAUGGAACGAAAUAAUUGGAUCGAUUUUACUUCAAGAAAAUGAUUCUAGAGCACCUUCUGAUUUAGACUGGUCAGAAAAGAGUCAAAUUUUGAGAAGCAAUCCAGUUACUGUUGCCAGAAUGUUUGAACAUAGAUUCCAUAUGUUUCAAAGACAUGUAAUAUUGUCACCCUCAAAACCAAUAGGAAAUGUUAUUGAUUUCUUCGUUAGAGUAGAAUUUCAACAAAGGGGCUCUCCACACAUGCACUGCUUGUACUGGGUUGAGAAUGCACCAAAAUUUGAUGAAGAUGAUGAUAACACUGUUUGCAAUUUCAUUGAUAAAUACAUCACAUGUGCUAUACCUGCUGAAAAUGAUGACCAAGAGCUGCGGGAAAUUGUGUUAGGUGUUCAACAACAUAGUAAGAACCAUUCAAAAUCAUGUAGGAAAAAGGGUACAGACUGUCGAUUCCACUUUCCAAGACCACCAUCAGAAAGAACCUUUAUUACAAGACAAUGUGAGGAAAAUGAAGAGGACUCUGAGAAAUUCGACGGAUUGAGUAAAUCUCAGGCUAAAGAUAUUUUGAUGCAUGUUUGGAAUGAAGUUCUUGAUGAUGUGAAUGAAGGCAAAACUGCAGAGGAAAUAUUCACUAAGAUGCAAUUAUCACAGGAUACUUACGAAAGGGCACACAGGGUAUUAUCUGCAAAAACAAGUACUAUCUUGAAACGAAAUCCUGAUGAAAUGUGGACAAACCAAUACAACGCAUGCCUUCUCAAAUGCUGGGAUGCCAAUAUGGACAUACAGUACAUUCUUGACCCAUUUAGCUGCAUUGUUUACAUAAUUUCAUACAUAUCCAAGUCAGAACGUGAAAUGGGAAUGUUGCUGAAACAAACUCAAGUAGAAUCUGCAGAGGGAAAUUUAAGUGCUCGUCAGACAAUAAGAAAAAUUGGAUCAGCUUAUCUUAAUCAUAGAGAAGUGAGUGCCCAAGAAGCAGUGUACAGAGUUUGUAAUCUAAAAAUGAAAGAAGGAUCUAGGAAAGUAGUGUUUGUUCCUGUUGGUGAAAAUCCGACUAGAUUAAGUAAACCCCUUUCACAAAUGAAAAGAACAUGUAAGAACGAAGAUGAUAUGGAAGAUGAUGACGACAGUAUUUGGAUGACAAAUAUAGUGGAGAGAUAUGAAAAUCGUCCUGAUCUACAUCCUUUUCCUGAAAUGUGCCUUGCAGAAUUUUGCUCAGAGUAUCGUGUUUUGGCAAAAUCUCAAAUUCCCAAGGGAGUAAAAGAAGGCGUUUAUGAAUUGAAAAAUGGAAAUGGUUACAUUCAGAAAAGAACAAGAGCUAAGCCAGCCGUAGUAAGAUAUCCAAGGUUCAAUCCUGAAAAUGCAUCAGAAAAGUAUUAUCAGUCAAUACUACAGCUUUUUCUUCCAUAUUGGACCCAAGAUCAAUUGAAACCGCCUGGAUUCAAGUUUUAUCAGACAUUUUACGAAGAGGGGUUUGUCAGAAUUGGAAAUGAAUUCAAAUUACAGUCUGUCAGGAUUGUGGUUGAAAACAAUCGUUGUAAUUUCUCAAAGAAUGAGGAUGCCCUUGAAAAUGCUCAGGAAACUCUAGAAGUUUAUGGUGAACCUGAAGAUGCUUGGGCUAACCUUUGUCCAGAAACUGAAAGAAAUAGAGAUGAAUGUCUAAAUGAAAAGAGGAAAACAGAACAAUCAGAAAACAAAGAACAAGAAAUCACUCAUGAAAUUGAACAUGAUGGCCCUUCAGAUUUGAUAUACCAUAUUAGGGAAAAUUCAAACUCAAGGCAAGAAAUUGUGCCUUUAUUGCGAAAUUUAAAUGAUAAACAAAGACAAGUUUUCUACAUAGUUCGCGACUGGUGCUUGAAAAAAGUAGCUGAGAGGAAAGUAGAACCAUUACAUAUCUUUGUUACUGGAGGUGCAGGAACAGGAAAAAGUCACCUGAUAAAGACUAUACAGUAUGAGGCCUCUCGAAUUUUUGAGAAAAUUGUUUCAUCUCCUUCAGAUUUAUCUGUUCUUCUCACAGCUUUUACUGGAACUGCUGCUUUCAAUAUUGGGGGAAACACAAUUCACCACGUAUUUUCUUUAACCAAAGCUCUACCCAUUCCAUACGAACCCUUGAAAGAACAGAGUUUGAGUGCAAUGAGAGCGAAGUUAGCUUCUCUACAGAUUUUAGUAAUCGAUGAAGUCUCAAUGGUGUACAAACGACUUUUGUAUUACAUUCAUGAACGACUGGUACAAAUCAAGAAAUGCAAGGAACCUUUUGGUGGUAUUUCUGUAAUAGCAGUUGGAGAUUUUUACCAACUACCUCCUGUGAAACAACGAAAGUUGGAAAUACUCUACAAACAAAAUGAUGAAUAUCCCAUAGACUACUGGUUAGACUUCUUCAAAAUUGUUGAGUUAGAAGAAAUAAUGAGACAACGUGACGAUGCUGCAUUUGCUACAGUUUUGAAUUCACUACGGAUCAGAACGAUAGAGGAACCACUUUCAGAAGAGGCGAAAACAAUGCUAAAAGAGUGCAUCAGAGAUGGACCAGAUGAAGUACUGCAUGUGUAUCCUACAAAUGAAGAAGUAAAUGAAUAUAAUCUAAAGAUGUUGCAAACAAGUGGUGAAGAAUUGAUAGAGAUAUCUGCGGAAGAUUAUCAAAAAGAUAAUACUACAGGAAAGCUGACUUUACGCGAAAAACCCUUCAUGCGAACAAGAACAGAUGGGCUCUCUGCUUCUUUGCUGUUUUCUGUGAAAGCUAGAGUUAUGCUGACAAGAAAUAUCAAUGUGGAAGACGGACUUGUGAAUGGUGCGAUGGGGCAUAUUUCAGCUUUUCAUUUUGGACAAGCUCAGCAAAAAAAUAGGGUAGAAGGGAUUAAAAUUUUGUUUGAUAGUGAAGAUAUUGGAAAGCUGCAAGGGAAAAAGACACCACAUGGAAAUGAAGUAUUGAUUCAAAGAAUACAAGAAGACAUCAAGGAGAAAAAUUCAAAGAACGUUGUACGACAUCAGUUUCCCUUGAAACUCGCUUGGGCAUGUACAGCACAUAAAGUUCAAGGCAUGACAACAAAGAGUGUUGUUGUUAAUUUGGAUCGUACAUUUGCUCCAGGACAAGCAUAUGUUGCUGUCAGCCGUGUCACUUCACAAAAUGGUUUAUUCAUAGAAACAAAAGAUGAAAAGGCAUUACUGAGAAAAAUUUACGCUAAUCCAGACAUAAAGGCUGCAUUGUGUAAGAUGGAGAAAUUAGUCCCAGACCAGGAUUAUCUGAACUGCUAUGAUGAUCAAACCUUAAAAACAAUUGUUUUACUUAAUGUGCAAAGCUUAAGAGCACAUUUUCUUGACCUCAAAAGUGAUACAAGAUUCCUCAAAGCAGACCUUAUCUGUGUCACUGAAACAUGGUUGACAGACAAUGAUAGAAUACAAAAUUUUGAAAUUGAUGACUUUAAAUUCAACCAUAUAACAAGGAAGCAGUCAUAUGAUGAAAGUAUGGACAGUUUUGCUAAACUUCGAGUGUCCAAAGGAGGAGGGGUAGGUGUUUAUAAGAAGAGAAACGAAAAAGCUUUGGUUAAUGUUUUAUUUCAGAAAAAUAUCGAGGGCAUGGCAGUAGAACUUUGUAAGGAGGACACGGUUAUCAUCAUAGUAUAUCGACCAAGUUCUCUCAAUGUCAGUUUGUUCCUUGACUCCCUUCAGAGAGUUGUAGAUUUUUAUAAAGUAUUGUUUUCUCAAUGCCUUAUACUUGGUGACUUCAACGAAGAUGCACAAUCCAAAGGACCAAUUCAAAGAAUGUUAGAAAACAGUGGAUUUAAACAGAAAGUGAACUUUGCAACAACAGAUGGAAAUUCAAUGUUAGAUCAUGUUUACAUUACAGAUGAGAUGGAAGCAAGAGUAGAGGCCAUGUCAGUAUAUUACAGCUAUCAUGAAGCUGUUAAAGUUUAUUUAAGAACAAGGUAG